Centruroides sculpturatus (bark scorpion) is the source of this 829-nucleotide messenger RNA. RefSeq names its product formin-like protein 3. The record is from RefSeq and is a predicted model, not a curated record. The transcript is spliced from 2 exons. The annotation marks the transcript as partial. NCBI's taxonomy places the organism in Eukaryota, Metazoa, Arthropoda, Arachnida, Scorpiones, Buthidae.
UGUCACCAAGCUAAGAUGUUGUGUCAGCAAGUCAAUAAUAUGACAUUAUCACAAGUACCUGCACAUUCACAAAGUUUUGGUAAUCCUUCAGUUCCCCCUGUGAGAAGUAACUUUGGUCCAUUGCCAAAUUUAAAUUCUACAAGCAGUGCCUAUCAGCCAAUGCCUGCAUCAGCUUUUCCUUCAGUUCCCACGUAUACUCAAUCAAACAGAGAUUUUAUUUCUCCUCCACCACCACCUCUUCCUCCUCAAUCACAGCAUUCAACUUUCAAUCAAGGAACUAAUGUGCUUCAGAAUCAAGCUCCAUUACCCCCUACAACACAGUUCUCAAGUCCAUCAUAUGGCCUUCCAUUAAAUUCAUCAGUUAAUAAUUCACCAUCAGUAUCAUCAGGUAUUGGUACAAAUGCAGCUGCUUUUAGUCAAAAACCACCACCUGUACCUUACAGUAAUUCUACUAAUAAGAUGCAAUCAAAUCCUGGAUCUUUGCCACCACUACCACCACCACCAAGUUCAUUAGGGCCAUCAAUGAAUAAUAUGCAGCAGUAUUCUAUGACUGCACCUCAGCCAAUGGGACAAUAUCCACCAAUGUCCAAAAUGUCAUCUCUGCAGGAACAUUAUCCUCCUGUAUCAUCUCAAAUUCAUCAGCCAUUAAUUUCACCAACUGGAUCAACUCCUCCAAAUUAUCAAUCUCAGUAUAAUCAGUCUGGAAUUGGAUCCCCUCCAUUACCUGGAAUGCCAUCUGCUAAUAGAAUGAGUGGUCCUGUACCUCAGUCUCCACCACCACCACAGCUUCAAAGAAGACUUGAUCCUGAUCAGAUGCCUAGUCCUGUAA